Messenger RNA from Plutella xylostella (diamondback moth), 1375 nucleotides. NCBI's taxonomy places the organism in Eukaryota, Metazoa, Arthropoda, Insecta, Lepidoptera, Plutellidae. The record is from RefSeq and is a predicted model, not a curated record.
ACAAUACUUAUUUUGAUUUCAUCAGUUCCACCAAACGCAUGCUUGGAGAAGUUUCGAUGGGACGACUGCGGGCGACCGGCGACCGCCGUGGUCUUCUACUGGAAGCCUGCUUCCAGAUGCGAGGUAGGGCUCUGGAGGGGGUGUCUCCCAAACAACAACAUGUUCAAGAAUGAGUACGACUGUGUCGCCACCUGCAUCUUCAGGAGGGAAUUCAACGAACAGAAUGAGAUUGAUGCAUAUGUUGGGAAUACGAGCAACGCCACUGAAAAUGGUUUAAAUUCAACCACUGCCAUCCCCGGGUUAAAUAUAACGACUGCUGUAGCUUCAGGUGGAAAUAUAUCGAAUAAUACAACCGCUCCCACCCCCGGGUUUAAUAUUACGACUACUGAAGCUCCAGGUGGAAAUAUAUCGAAUGAUACAACCACUACCAACCCCGGGUCAAAUAUAACGACUACUGAAGCUCCAGGUGGAAAUAUAUCGAAUGAUACAACCACUGCCAUCCCCGGGGCAAAUAUAACGACUACUCCAGAUGGAAAUAUAUCGGAUAAUAUAACCACUACCACCACUGCAGAGCCUUAGGGAAUGAACAGCUACUAUUAUCGUUCUAAAGUAUAAUAAAAUAAAUAUAACUAAAAUGACAGUCAUGUCAAUUUUGGGUUUUGGCUGGGCUGGCAUUAUCUAUUAAAAAACUUAAGUAAGUAGUUUGUUUUACUAAUCCCUACCCUAUCACCACAUUUACAAACAUUUUCUAUGGUAACAACUUAAAACAAUCAAAUUGUAUCUACAAAGUGUUAAUUAGAAGAUAGCCAUUAUCAAAUUUAACCGUGCGAACUUUAUAAACAACGUUAUGUUAUGACAAGGACAAUGGUGUUAAAUUAAACAGAGCAUAUGGUAGGAGACAAUCAAUGGAUCGUCCUGUCGCAUAAUAAGCAGUCGGGGCGUAAUGUUGGUUCAGGAGACUGGUUUGUUCGCGUUGAUUAUGGUGACUGCUGUGGCCACCAAGAUCAGCCUUCUCCGAAGUGAUCCUCAACAGGAACCAGACCACAUGAACACCACACUGAAAGACAAUGAAGCGAUCAUCGGGAAAUUCAUGGAGACUUUAUUAGCGAGUGGAAGAUACCUGAAGAUGGUGGAAAGCGUAGACCGCAAGUUGAAUCACCUGGAUAUGAAUUUCCACGAGCACAGCAACACUAUCCUGAAAUACUUGAACGAGCUGCUGCAGUUUUCCAAGAACUCGAAUGCAGUUGGUCUGGAGAAGUCCCUGAUGAUGAUGAGGCAAGAUCUGGACAAGCUGAAAGUCAGCGUCGCCCGCGGGCCUUAUAAUGGUCAGAUUUCCCAAUGUAAGUUUCAUCGGUUUUCUCGUGUUUUGUGACUU